GAAAGAGGCGCGAGUUAACCCCAAAAAAUGCAAAUUGUCGAUCUAGAUUCGUGUACUUAAUUAAUAAAUAUAUGCUAUUCAUGAUUUAACGAAGCGUACGAAUGCCGUUCUGUGGAUACGCCCCUACUUCUACUUUGUGUCAUCCCAGAGAGAAGCAUUUUUAUCGGAUCGCCGUACCUUACGAUAAAUGACUAGAGCGCGAUAACAGGCGCCUUACGUGAGAACGAUAACUGUUGAGUCGUUGAGUGAGACAAGAUACGCAGGUGCAGUUUGCUGUGAACACGACUUGCGAAAACAUGUCUACCAUGUUGUCAAAUGAGGCUCAGCUGCGUUACAUGAUAGAAUGGUUCCAAGAAUGGUCUGAGAUGCAGCGCAAUGAUUUCUUGGGUGUGUUGCUGGAGAAUUGUGGUCCACCAGGACUCGUAAAUGGACUGGUGACUGGAAUGGAGAAGCUGGGCUGUGAAGAGUCUGAUAGGCCCCCAAGUUUGUUCCAGUGUCGUGUAAAGCUCUUCAGAGAAUGGAGUAGUAAUUGGUCCCAACGUGAGAAAGACUCUUUAUUAGCAGCGAUUAAGAAUACGGACAGUAAGUUUGCUGAAAACUAUGAAGAAAGAUUAUCAGCAUUGAUGGAAGAUAAACAGUGAUAAGUGAGCUCUACUCAAGUGAGCUUUAGAACUUAGGUUCCAUAGAGAUAUGGUAUCUAUAGCCUUUUUUUUUAAAUAUGAAUUUUUGAAAAAACCUCAUCUUUUUAUAUUUAUAUAUUUAUUUUCUUAAAGCAGGAGAGAAUGCUAGUGUUUUAUCAUGAAUGUAUAUGUAACACAGAAAUAUCAAUAUGUGAACUAUUUACUGGAAAAUGGAAUAAGUUUGAGGAAUCAUAUUUAUCGCAUAAAUUAAUCAGUUACUUAAUUAAAUUUCUUGUGUGUGAGCCAAAAUUUGAUUUAUGUCACUUCUAAGCUGAAAAAAACAUAACUAUUGGCAUUAUCUCUAAUAAUGAAGUAGAUUCCUAUUGUAAUUAAUACAUCGAAUUAAAAAGAAGAUUGUUUUGGAUAAGAUAUGUAAGAUAAUUCCACAAAUACUUGCAAAAUCUUACUUUUUAUGUUAGAAUUAGUAAUUUUUUAUCGUAUACAUUCCUCUGUCUUUGCAUUUUUUAUACUUUAUAAUCAAAUGCCAUCAUUAUAAUCAAGUCGCAUCUAUUCAUCAAUAUUAUUGUUAUCAGACUUUGUAUCUAUAUACAAAUACAACAUAUUCAACUAUAAGAAUAAGGUGAUAUAAACUAGGGAUUGCUUUAUAUCUAAUGAUUAAUUAUUAGUUUUUUGAGAAAAUUCAAGGGAAUAUUGCAUGAUUUUUGCAACAACUCUUAUUGAUAAUAUAAUUGUAUAGUUUACAAGAAAUUUUAAUGAUAAUUAUGUGAAUGGACCGAUUCUCUGGAAAUGUGCAGAACUCAGACCCUAGAGAUCUAUUUGUGUUUUUUUGUAUCUUUUAGGAACUUAAUAAACUUUAAUUUUUAAACGAUAAAAAGAAAGAUAGUUUCUAUA
Messenger RNA from Linepithema humile (Argentine ant), 1532 nucleotides. NCBI's taxonomy places the organism in Eukaryota, Metazoa, Arthropoda, Insecta, Hymenoptera, Formicidae. The record is from RefSeq and is a predicted model, not a curated record.